GUUUUCCCCAUCCCCUCCUAUUAUUCUUAUUCUUUUGAGUAUUCUUCAUUGUCAAGCCGCCAAAGUGGAGAGUGUGAUUGCAGAAGGGGGUGCUUCUCGUUUCAGCGAGUUCCUGGGGAAAACCCCAGGGCAAAGCGUUCAGAGAUGGGUUCCUUCACGAAGCACUAGACGAGAUGUCAACUCCAGCAAUGAAAAAGAGCGACAUGAUGCAAUCUUCAGGAAAGUGAGGGGCAUACUCAACAAACUCACGCCUGAGAAGUUUGACAAGCUAUGCCUUGAGCUCCUGAAUGUGGGCGUAGAUUCAAAACUCGUCCUUAAAGGAAUCAUCUUGCUGAUUGUAGACAAAGCCCUAGAAGAGCCGAAGUAUAGCUCGCUCUAUGCUCAGCUAUGUCUGCGCUUGGCAGAGGACGCACCAAACUUUGAUGGCCCUUCAUCUGAGAUCCAAACAUCCCAAAAGCAGAGCACAACCUUCAGAAGACUGCUGAUUUCCAAGCUUCAAGAUGAAUUUGAAAACCGCACCAGAAAUGUUGAAAUCUAUGACAAACAUGACAACCCUCUUACUUCUGAGGAGGAGGAGCAGCGUGCCAUUGCCAAGAUCAAGAUGCUUGGCAACAUUAAAUUCAUCGGGGAACUUGGCAAACUCGACCUCAUCCAUGAAUCUAUCCUUCAUAAGUGCAUCAAAACACUUCUGGAAAAGAAGAAGAGAGUCCAGCUCAAGGAUAUGGGGGAGGAUCUGGAAUGCCUCUGUCAGAUAAUGAGAACAGUGGGGCCGAGACUCGACCAUGAGAAAGCAAAGUCUUUAAUGGAUCAGUACUUUGGCCGUAUGCGAUCCUUAAUGAACAACAAGGAGUUGCCUGCCAGGAUCCGCUUCCUGCUGCAAGAUACAGUGGAACUGCGUGAAAACAACUGGAUCCCCCGCAAGGCCUUCAUCGACAACGGACCAAAGACGAUUAACCAGAUCCGUCAGGAUGCAGUGAAAGAUUUGGGUGUUUUCAUCCCAGCACCCAUGUCUCAGGGGAUGAGGAUGGACUUCUUCCUGGAAAGCCCUUUCAUGCCCAACAGAAUGAAACUGGACAGGGAGACUCUGGGGGGACUGGCUGACAUGUUUGGACAGAUGCCAGGCAGUGGGAUUGGAACCGGCCCAGGGGUUAUUCAGGACAGGUACUCGCCCACUAUGGGACGCCAUCGCACCAACCCACUCUUCAAUGGCCACAGUGGCCACAUCGCCCCUCCUCCACAGUCACAGUUUGACAUGGGGCCCAAGUCUUUUGUUAAGUCCAACCAGGUUCAGAACCAGCAUUUCCUCAACCAGAACCAGAACCACAUGGCCCAACAGCAAGUCCAAUCCAAGGACAUGCCUCCACGUUUCAGCAAGAAAGGACAGCUCAAUGCAGAUGAGAUCAGCCUCAGGCCUGCCCAGUCAUUCCUCCUCAACAAGAACCAGGUGCCCAAGCUCCAGCCUCAAAUCCCUACCAUGAUGCCUCCCAGUACCCAGCCCCCACGCACUCAAACCCCCCCUCUGGGACAGCCUCCACAGCUUGGACUGAAGACCAACCCCCCUCCCAUUCAAGAGAAACCUCAGAAGACAAGCAAGAAACCACCUCCUGCCAAGGAGGAACUGCUAAAAACCACGGAGGCGAUAAUGACGGAGUACUUGAACACUAAGAACCUGACUGAGGCUGUGAACGGUGUGCGGGAGAUGAAGGCACCAAAGCAUUUCCUCCCUGAGAUGCUCAGUAAGAUUGUCGUGUGUUCCUUGGAUCGCCCUGAUGAGGACAAGGAGCAUGCCAGCACUCUGAUCCACACACUCCGCACUGAGGGUCUCAUCACUGGGGAGAACUUCAUGCAGGCUUUCCUUAGCGUCCUGGACCAGUGCCCCAAGAUCGAGUUGGACGUGCCACUGGUAAAGUCCUACCUGGCCCAGUUUGCAGCCCGGGCCAUCAACGCAGAGCUGGUGAGCGUGGCAGAGCUGGCUCACCCACUGGAGAACGGCACCCACUUCCCCCUCUUCCUGCUUUGCCUGCAGCAGACAGCCAAGCUGAAGGACCGCGAGUGGCUCACGGACCUCUUCACGCAGAGCAAGGUUAACAUGCAGAAGAUGCUUCCGGAGAUCGAUCAGAACAAGGACCGCAUGCUGGAGAUUCUGGAGGGGAAAGGUCUGAGCUUCCUCUUCCCGCUGCUGAAGCUGGAGAAGGAGCUGCUGAAGCAGAUAAAGGCAGACCCAUCUCCACAGUCCAUCUACAAGUGGAUUAAAGACAAUAUCUCGCCCAAGCUUCACACUGACAAAGGCUUUGUCAACAUCCUCAUGACAAGUUUCCUGCAGUACAUCUCCCAGGAGCUGUGCAUGGCGGAGGGCGACGAUCAGCUGGCGGCCCCCUCCAAAGAGCAGCUGGAGCGGGAGAAGCAGCUGCUGCUGGCCUUCAAGCCCGUCAUGCAGAAGUUCCUGCACGACCACACUGAGCUGCAGGUCAGCGCCCUCUACGCGCUGCAGGUGCACUGCAACGCCAGCGCGUUCCCUAAAGGCAUGCUGCUGCGCUACUUUGUCCAUUUCUACGACAUGGAGAUCAUUGAAGAAGAAGCCUUCCUUGCAUGGAAAGAAGACAUUACCCAAGAAUUCCCUGGAAAAGGAAAAGCUUUAUUCCAGGUAAACCAGUGGCUCACCUGGCUGGAGACAGCUGAGGAGGAGGAGUCCGAGGAUGAAGCAGAUUGAGAAAGAAGCCGAAGCUUCACGGCAUAGAUUGAAUUUCUCAUCUUAUUAGACUCGCCUUUCCUUUUUUCUCAAACACCGUGCUUGAUUUAACCACUACCACGUGGCACUCUGCUGCUUGUCUUGCUAAUCUAAACCGAAAGCUUGUUACCUGUGGUGGGGGGAGGGGCUUGUGUGCGACCAGCCGCACCGUUUCACCGCGCUGAGAAGAAUCAAUUGAUCCGUUGCCUCAUGGGUGUUUUUUAAUCUAUCCUGAUCGACUCCAUGAAUUCUUUAAGUCUAGAGUGGCUCAACUAUAUUUCCUUCUUCUUUUGAUUGUGUUAAGUUUGUUACUCUCACUUUUAAUGCAUGUUUUUUUUUUUUUUUUUUUCUUUUCCAUUCAGUUUUAACUCACUUCAACCUUUCUCUCAUAAACAGCUUUAUUUCUUGGAUUUCCUUUGGAAGGGCUACGUGAAAUUGGUGAUUGUCACUAAUAGAAGUUAAAGAUAAAACCGCUCACCAGACGGCUUGUCAGUGAGCUGCUUGUAACCUGCUGUAAGGGUCCAUCAUGUCAUCACACCCAGACGCCAUAUUUAGCAACAGCAGAGUGGAUUCGCAGCGGUCCAGAGAAAAGCCAGACCUGGUGACGCUUUACAUGGCCCACUGAAGCGGAAAUGAAGUAUAAACUGGCUAAACAUUUAAUAACUAAUAAAGGUGUGUUUAGACAACCCAUGCUCAUUUAAAAAACUUUUUUCUCCCUCCCCUUUUAGGUUAAAAAAAAAAAAGUGAGCGUCUUUAGACCUUUUCCCUCACUAGGAAGACGUCUUUUUAUAAUCUUUUCCAGUUAGUCGUCGACUACAUGAGUGGUUGCAAUACUCACCCUCCAAAUGUUACAAUAUUUUAAACCGGUGUAAUCAUUGGUGUGCCGCCGUAAUGUAUCGAAGUUGCCUGUGUUUCUACCUCUUAGUUAGAUGGGCUUUUUUGGUGUUUGUGCUGGGAUAAUAAUGUAAACGAAGAAUCUCAAGCCCAAACAAGUAUUUCAUUUGGACCCAGCAUAAUUGCACAAUUUAUGGAAGCAUUUCCAAGGAAGCUUCCCUCGUUUACAAGUAUUGAUUAUUUAAGUGCAAACGAGAAGCUUCUUGGCAUCUUCGCAGAAAUGGACCCAUGAAAAUAAUUUUGAGCUUUGUCUCUUCCCUCCCCCCCACCUGGAGUUUGGAAUGACUGCAAUAAAGUGGCCUGUUUUUUCAUUUUGAGGCUUGAAAACAAGACGAGCGAUACUGAAAUUGGCUAAAUUAAAGUUAGACAGGUUGUAACCGAUUGUUUCAUUUAGUGUAAGAAAUAAAACAUUUUACCCAAGAAUUGUGCUCACAAGCCAUGUGUAUGUAUAGGGCAAAGGAUUUGGAUCUUAUUGUAAGGUAUUCAUAAUUAUUGUGCACCUCUGUUGCUUUAAUGUCAAUAAAGUCCAGUACAUGAGCACCAG
Melanotaenia boesemani (Boeseman's rainbowfish) is the source of this 4166-nucleotide messenger RNA. RefSeq names its product eukaryotic translation initiation factor 4, gamma 2b (gene eif4g2b). Bases 602 to 2710 code for a protein of 702 amino acids. NCBI's taxonomy places the organism in Eukaryota, Metazoa, Chordata, Actinopteri, Atheriniformes, Melanotaeniidae. Gene Ontology annotation, molecular function: translation initiation factor activity; mRNA binding; protein binding. The transcript is spliced from 19 exons. Gene Ontology annotation, cellular component: eukaryotic translation initiation factor 4F complex. The record is from RefSeq and is a predicted model, not a curated record.